CAAAAUCAAAAACCCCCCUCUCCAUCUGUACAAGGUAUAAAUACUUCCAAAAAUUUGAAAGCAAAAUCAGUUGGUCAUAAACUUGUUUACAUUCAACAACGAGCUAUGGAAAAUAUGUUGUCUGGUUGGACUUGGCAUGGAUGUUCCGAUGGAGAAAUCGUUGAACUAGAAAUUUAUCAAAAUCCGGACGUCCCUGAACGUUUUAAAAACCAAAACAAAGCCUGGAGAAAUCCGCACAGAUGGCAGCCCCUGUUGGUGACAGGAAGCAGAAAGUUGGUUGUGCCGUACGACUUAUUCCUCAGAAUGAAACGAAAUUUUUUGAGAGGAUAG
This is a messenger RNA of Heterotrigona itama, 330 nucleotides long. NCBI's taxonomy places the organism in Eukaryota, Metazoa, Arthropoda, Insecta, Hymenoptera, Apidae. The record is from the annotation of a GenBank genome assembly.